AUGUUUUCGUGGAUUACUGGUCCACGUAUUACUAACGUAAUAGAGGACCUGCAGCCUGAAAACAACUACGAGUCCACAUUCAUUGAGCCACCAGAAACGCCAGCCCAUCAAUUUGCCGUCAAGGCCUUCAAGCACGCCAUAUUUGGGACACCUGCGCCCGAGGACGCCGACGAUGUAUCCAAGAAAAUAGAGAGAAAGGCAAAGAUAGACGCAGCAAAUGCCAAAGCAUUCGUGCUUCCAGUGCCCAAGGAGAAUGGCCCACCCAUAUCGCCGUCGAAACAGCCGGGCGGCAUCCUUAUGACACCAGGUACCGCUAGCAAGGGGCGCAAGCAGGUGUCAUUUGGAUCGCAAGUUGUAGACAACGAGGGCAAGCGCGGCAAUAUUGGCAGGAGCGGAAUACCCAACGACUGCCCAGGCAAGUUCCCGAGCCCUUGGACUCCUGGCACACAGUUGAAGCUCGACCCCGAGAGCGAAACACGGCCGCGCACUCGCCUCACCGAAGCCCUCCUAGACGCACGCACGACUACCCAGCCAAAAUCAGGUCAGAAGCCCAAAGCGCGAGAUGACAGCGACAUUACAAUUGACCUAGGAGCCCCGCGCUCUGAAUCGGGAAAAUACUGGAAGGAGCAGUACGAGAGUUAUGCGGACAAGAGCGAGAAAGAGAUGAAAAAGGUCAUUGCCAAGCAACAACUUGCAAAGAAGUUCGCCAUGAAGAAAGAUGGUGAAGUAACCGAACUAGUGGCCAAACUGGAACAGGAGCGCAAGCGGUAUAAACAGCGUGAGAUGGAACUGGAGCAGCAGAACAAGGACCUCCAGGAGCGCCUUCGCAAGGCCAUGUCAGAAAAUAUGUCAUCAAGCAUCGAGAUUGCAUCCCUCAAGUCGCGAUUGGCGGUCCUGGAAGGCUCGAACACCGCACCUUCGUCAGGGCUCCCACCAAGCAAGACGCCCUUUGAAAUCUACGAAGAUGGAGCCAAAGACGUUUCACGACCUCCUUUGCGUGGAUUGGACCUGGAUAAUUCGUUUGCCCCAUCCAACAGCAUGGCGUCCUCUACCAAGGAGAACACAUCGCCCAUGUCUCGUCGUGUCCGCCGCGGUACUAUUCCUGAUACACUGAAUCGACCAAUCGUCCCUUCUAGAUUCGGUACUGCAGAAGGAGAGACCUCUGCACUAGAAAAAGCGCUUGCAUCCACUCAGCAGGAGAAACCACCAAAGUCACCUCUGAAGAUUCAUAGAUCCGAACCAACGAAAGAGAGCCAUACACCCAAAUCGAUGGCCACGAUCCAGCCGUCCAGUCCAUUACCGAUGCCAUCACCGCCCAGCGAUGACCUUUGGCUAGAUGUGCACAACGACAGCUCAAUAGGGCAAAUGGACAAGAUGGCCAUGCCUAUUUCCACAGGCCAACCGUACACAAGGCCCGAAUGGAACCCCCCACCAAAGAAAAACCGGGUAUCGAAAUUGGUUCCAAACGACAGGAAAACAGAAACACUACAAUCUCAAGAAAAGGCCGUCGUGUCAGAGAAGAGUGAGCAAAAAGCGGAACCCCAAAGGCGAAGAGACCGUGCGACCCAAGAAGCUACCCAUAUUCCAGAGCUCGAAGCAACGUCAUCACAACCCAAAAAGGAAGCCAAACACAACUACAACACAUCAAAAGAUGGGGCGUUGAGAAGUACUGACAACAGUUCUCGCCAACCCCGUACCGACCCCAGAAUAGACGAUAGCAAGGUCACGACACGUCAUACAGAAGGAUCCACAAAUGUCAAGAACGACCGAAAUCAAGUCCGUGAUAGGGACCCAAGGAAAAGGUUAGAGGAGAGGAGGAAACUGAGGAAACAAGCUGCUACGAAGUGUUGA
Bipolaris oryzae ATCC 44560 is the source of this 1851-nucleotide messenger RNA. RefSeq lists its product as uncharacterized. The coding region runs from base 1 to 1851 and encodes 616 amino acids. The record is from RefSeq and is a predicted model, not a curated record. The transcript has 2 exons. Lineage: Eukaryota; Fungi; Ascomycota; Dothideomycetes; Pleosporales; Pleosporaceae.